GUCAACUCAACCGGUGUUCUCAUUCCCUUCUCGUAGACGGACUAGAAAAGUUCAGCCACCGACCCACCCGUCCCACACACGCUAUUCACUCCGUCACCACCAGCGUCCCCCCUGUCGGCUUUCCCGUGCUGCCGCUGCUGGUGGGUCCGGCGGCACUGCUGACGUGCUUCUGCACCAUCUGCAGCAGCUCAGCAAUGUCCUCGGCAGAGAAACGCUCAUACAAACUCUCAACCACCUGUGGAGAGAGAAGAAGCAACUCACGAGGCUUGAUUGCCUGCCAUGGCCGGUAGUUGCCUGGUUCCCCUCGAGAUCUCCCCUCGCCCGCCCACCAUUUGCAGCUCCACUUCUCUGGUCGGCGCGUGAUUGAUGAUCUGCAGCACGUCCGCCUCGGCCAGGUCGAACCGCCCGAUCAGCUCCCCUGUGAGCGCCUCGGCAUCGCUCACACGGAAGCGGCCGCACGGCAGCCUCUCGAUGUGGUCAACAACCUGCAAACAGAGCGCGGCAUCACUCAAUUGACCUGUGCGUGUGUGUGCCCUCAUUGAUCAUUCAUUCUGCCUCACUCACCCCCUGGUGCAGCGUCCUGGCCCUAAGUUCAUCGUCGGAGAUGUCAGCAAGGGUGGUGUGUGCGUCCGCGGCCUUGGCGAGGCUCUCGCGCAGCAGCUCUGCCACCUCGACGUUAGUCAGGUUGCCCGCGUUGCUGUCCACUCUGGGAGAGAGCAGAAAAAACCACAGACAAACACAGUGGAUGUGUGGAACUUUGCGGAUCUUCAUUUCUGGUGUUACACUUUCAUUCGACGCCUCCCUGUGAGCUCAUUGCUUCGCCACUCCAGUUCC
Vitrella brassicaformis is the source of this 834-nucleotide messenger RNA. The record is from the annotation of a GenBank genome assembly. NCBI's taxonomy places the organism in Eukaryota, Vitrellaceae.